Messenger RNA from Cuscuta campestris, 1644 nucleotides. Lineage: Eukaryota; Viridiplantae; Streptophyta; Magnoliopsida; Solanales; Convolvulaceae. The record is from the annotation of a GenBank genome assembly.
CAUCCAAACGAGGCCAGAAUGACUUAGAUUCUCAAUCCAUCCCCGAGCAGAAAGUCAAAAUCCGCAUUAACUUUUUUUCUUCUUCUCCGCAACAAGAGAAGGAACCGAGCAGUUGCACAUUUCCGUCCUUCCAAGAAUUUCAAUUUCGCGUGUAUAUAAACGCGGUGCCGGUUCAGAUGUUUCCACUGAACCACAAAUCAGCUCAUCUCUUUGAGUUUCGUGUUUACAAUUUGUCUGAUUUCAGAAUUAGGUUUUGGAGUGCGGGAGCUACAUCAUGGGGAGUUUGGCGGCGGAGAGAAAAAGGGUGGUGGUUGUCGGCGGAGGAGUUGGUGGCUCUCUUCUUGCCUAUACCCUUCAGAACCACUGCGACGUUUUCCUCAUUGAUUCGAAAGAGUAUUUUGAGGUUUCGUGGGCAAGUUUAAGGUGCAUGAUUGAACCGUCUUUCGCAAAGAGAACAGUGAUUAACCACAAUGAAUACCUUCACAAAGCAAGUAUCAUUUCGUCUCCGGCUAUUGGCAUCACACAGAGUGAAGUUUUGACAGAACAAGGCGAGCAGAUCACUUAUGAUUACCUUGUUGUUGCCACUGGUCAUGUGGAGAAUGGAAAUUCUACAAAACAGGAAAAGCUCAAUUACUACCAAAACGAGAAUGAAAAAAUCAGAUCUGCUAAUUCCGUAUUGAUAAUUGGAGGGGGACCGACGGGUGUAGAGCUGGCUGCUGAAAUAGCCGUCGAUUUUCCCGAAAAGAAGGUGACACUUGUGCACCGCGGAUCAAGAUUGAUGGAAUUUGUUGGAGAAAAGGCCAGCAAAAAGGCGUUUGAUUGGUUGAUUUCAAAGAAGGUUGAGGUCAUCUUGGGCCAAUCCGUUGACUUGAAUUCGGCCUCAAAUGGUGUGUAUAAGUUACGUGGAGGAGAAACCGUAUACGCUGAUCUCCACUUUCUCUGUGCUGCUAAGCCCUUUGGGACAUCAUGGCUAAGGGGUACCAUUUUGAAAGAUAGCUUGGAUAAGGAUGGAAAGGUGGCUGUUGAUUCAAAUUUGAGGGUCAAGGGUCACAAUAAUAUCUUUGCCAUUGGAGACAUUGUUGAUAUCAAAGAACUCAAGCAAGGAUAUAUAGCUCAAAAUCAUGCACAAGUUGCAGGCAAGAACUUGAAGUUAUUGAUAACUGGAGCAAAUGAGCAGAAACUGGCAAAGUAUAAGCCCGGUUUAACAAUAGCUAUUGUUUCUCUGGGGCGAAAGGACGCUGUGAUGCAAGCUGGGCCUGUAUCCUUUUCUGGAUGUCUUCCGGGCAAGAUAAAGUCCGGGGAUUUGUUUGUUGGCAUGGCUAGGAAAAAACUCGGCCUAAAAUCAAACCUUUCUUAGAAUUGCAAAGCAAAAUCGCGUUCUUUGUAGGUGUGCCCUUCUUAUAUUUACACUUGAGCUAUGAGCUAUGUCUUCCCUAGAUCAUCUCUUAGGGAGAUGGUUUAUGGUUUUUUUACUUCUGGUUACUGCUGAAUUUUACUGGUUUUGUUGUUGUUACUUGAAAGUUUGUAGCAUUUCUACACUUGUUUUCUGUUUUGAUGUAUUUUAGGCACGUACUAUAUUCUCCGUAUGUAUUUGUUCCUCUUGUACUUUUGAGUGUAAAAUAUAAAUGAAAGUUUGCUUCUCCU